AUGAUGCUUCUCAAACCCAUCCUCUGUCUUACGGCAGCCCUCUCCGCCUCGGCCACCAUCCUCCCGUCCUGGGAUCAACUUGCCGUCGACUCGGGACUGGCUCUGGCCGGCCUUAAUGGCAUUGCUCUACUAAGUGCUCUCGGGAAUUUCGGAGGAGGAUGCACGCCGGCGAAUGUCAAGAUUAGACAAGAAUGGCGGACUCUGGCUCCGACGCAACGCAAGAACUAUAUCUCGGCAGCCAAGUGCAUAAUCGCGUCCGGGAGUCUGUUCACGGCUGGCCAAGUGCCGGGCUCAUUCUCCUUGUUUGAUGAUUUUGUCUGGGUACACCUGAACCAGACACUUAACAUCCACCUGACGGGAACCUUCCUCACAUGGCACCGCUACUAUAUCCAUGUCUAUGAGCAGAAGCUCAAGGCCUGCGGCUACACAGGCAACCUUCCUUACUGGGAGUGGGGAUUGGAUGUCAACUCGCCGCGUGACUCGCCCAUCUUUGACGGGUCUGACACGUCUCUGGGCAGCGACGGCGCAGCCGUCUCACACCCGGGCCUGCAGCUGCAGCUACCGGCGGCAACCAGCGUCCUGCCACUUCCGCCCGGCACGGGCGGCGGGUGCGUGUACAAGGGGCCGUUCAAGGACAUCACACUGCAUCUAGGCCCGGUUGCGCUGCCCAUCUACGGCUCGCUCAACUUCACCUCCGCCGCCAACCCCAGCCUGAACAACCCGCGCUGCCUGAAGCGCGACCUGAACCCCUACGUGCUCAAGCGGUACAGCUCGUUCCGCAACACGACGGACCUAAUCACCGGCUAUAACACGGUCGAGCUGUUCCAGGCUAUCAUGCAAGGCGAUGGGCGCUAUCUCACCUACCCGAGCCUCGGCGUGCACGGCGGCGGCCACUUCACCAUGGGCGGCGACCCGGGCGCAGACCCCUUCAUCUCACCCAACGAUCCCGCCUUCUUCCUGCACCAUGGCCAGAUCGAUCGCGUCUUUUGGAUCUGGCAGAUGCUCGACUUUGCCAACCGCCAGGGCGUCUCCGGGACAAACACGUUCCUCAACUUCCCGCCCAGCGCCAACACCACCGUGAACGAUUUGAUUGAUAUUGCGCCGCUGUCAACAGACAAGCCGCAGAUCAAGAGCUUAAUGAACACGGUCGGCGGGACGCCGUUUUGCUAUGUAUAUAUCUAAUCCCGAGAUUGAGAUGCAGACCGUGCCGAGUGUAUAUAGCUGUGGCUGAACUGGUGGUUUUUGGGUUUAGUGGUUUAGUAUAGCAAUUUGAAUACAUUGACUCCAUAUAUAACAGAAUGAUAGAUCACGUCUAUGCUGGGGCUUGUGAAAAUUAAACAAGGCCGUGAAUGGUGGUUUGGUGAAGAGCGGAGGAAAUGAAAAUGCUGUUCUUCCGACCCAUCACCUGCCUAGCUCUAGCGAUGCACAAUGGGAUUAAAUAAAAAAAAUGAAAGUUCGGAUGAAAUUACGAGGGGUAAAAGUUCUAGAACGCUGGUGAAAAAUGCAAAAGGUUAAGGUCUUGCCCGGAAUCGAACCGGG
Lasiosphaeria miniovina is the source of this 1539-nucleotide messenger RNA. RefSeq lists its product as uncharacterized. NCBI's taxonomy places the organism in Eukaryota, Fungi, Ascomycota, Sordariomycetes, Sordariales, Lasiosphaeriaceae. The coding region runs from base 1 to 1182 and encodes 393 amino acids. The record is from RefSeq and is a predicted model, not a curated record. Gene Ontology annotation, molecular function: oxidoreductase activity. The transcript has 6 exons.